Colletotrichum acutatum is the source of this 792-nucleotide messenger RNA. RefSeq names its product hydantoin racemase. The transcript has 2 exons. NCBI's taxonomy places the organism in Eukaryota, Fungi, Ascomycota, Sordariomycetes, Glomerellales, Glomerellaceae. The record is from RefSeq and is a predicted model, not a curated record. The coding region runs from base 1 to 792 and encodes 263 amino acids.
AUGGCAACCCGUCUCCUUCGUCGGAAUAUCAAGAUCCUUGUGAUCAACGCCAACUCGUCGGAGGACAUGACGAGGGGUAUGGAGAAAGCCAUACAAGCAAUGCCCUUGCACGAUUCGCUAGAAAUUCACACCUACACAGCACCACCUGCCAGUCCAGCAAGCAUCAACGAUGAUGCCGACAUUAAACUGAGUACCGAGGUCGUCAUGAACGAUCUCGCCAAGAGCGGCAAGCUCCAGGACUACGACGGCGUACUUGUCGCAUGCUACAGCGUCCACACCUUGGUUGAGCAGCUUUCUCAGCAGUUCCACUCAACUCUCGCCGUCACCGGUAUCUUCGAGACCAGCAUCCUGACUGCGACCUCACUCUUGCCUCACAGCUCUGAUCCUUCGCUCGCAUCCAAAUGGGGUGUUGUCACGACUGGCGAGUUCUGGGAGAAGCACCUCAGCCAAGGCGUGAAGGGCUACCUGGGUCAGUCUGAGCAAUCAGAGAAUGUCAAGUUCGGGGGCGUUGCGUCAACCGGCUUGACAGCUGGAGACUUUCACCACGUCAGCCCGGCGGAAGUCAGGGUUAAACUGGAGCAAGCUACCAAGAAGCUGCUCAGUAGCGGAGAUGUGCGCUGUGUGGUUAUGGGAUGUGCCGGUAUGGCCGGGCUCGAGGAGAUUAUUCGCAGCUCAGCCAACGACGUCUAUGGUCCAGAGAAGGGCAGCCAAGUCUUCAUCGUGGAUGGUGUCAAAGCUGGUAUCUUGCAGCUCGAGCAAACAGUCAGAAGCAGACGCCUGUUCCAAAGCUAG